Mercurialis annua (annual mercury) is the source of this 1175-nucleotide messenger RNA. Its product is annotated as non-functional NADPH-dependent codeinone reductase 2-like. NCBI's taxonomy places the organism in Eukaryota, Viridiplantae, Streptophyta, Magnoliopsida, Malpighiales, Euphorbiaceae. Gene Ontology annotation, cellular component: cytosol. The transcript has 4 exons. Bases 70 to 1035 code for a protein of 321 amino acids. The record is from RefSeq and is a predicted model, not a curated record. Gene Ontology annotation, molecular function: aldose reductase (NADPH) activity.
AGCAUUAAUGUAGCUGGCAGUUGCUUCUUAUUUUGCUGUUUUGUAAAAAAUUGUACUUUAGCCCUAGCAAUGGAGAACAGUAUUCCAGGGGCAACCAUAGGGUCAAGUGGGCAAAAAAUUCCAAUUAUAGGGUUUGGCACAGCUGAUUUUCCAUUUGGCUCAUCCUAUGAAGCAGUGAAAGAAUCUGUAAUUAAUGCAAUUGAAGCUGGCUAUAGACACUUCGACACAGCUUCCCUGUAUGAGUCGGAGAAGCCUCUCGGUGAUGCCAUAGCCGAAUCUUUGAAGCUCGGUUUAAUUCGAUCACGCGAUGAGUUAUUUAUCACCUCGAAGUUAUUUCCCAGAAGCGCUCACUCUGGGCUUGUUCUCCCUGCGCUACAGCAGACUCUCGAAAAUCUUGGAUCGGAGUAUCUGGAUUUGUAUCUGAUUCACUUUCCGGUGAGUUUGAAGGCAGAUUGUGAGCUUCCGUUUGAGCCAGAAGAUAUUGUUGAAAUGGACAUUGAAGCUGUUUGGAAGGACAUGGAAGAAUGUCAAAUUCUUGGCCUUACAAAAUCAAUCGGACUAAGCAACUUUACGUGCAAGAAAAUUGAGACGUUACUUGCCACCGCAAGAAUUCCGCCCGCCGUCAAUCAAGUGGAGAUAAAUCCUUUAUGGCAGCAGAAAAAAUUGAGGAAAUAUUGUGAGGAAAAGGGAAUCCACAUAACAGCCUAUUCUGUAUUAGGAGGCAAAGGAACCCCUUGGGGUACCAAUAAAGUGAUGGAAUCUGAGAUUUUAAAAGAGAUUGCCAACGCUAGAGGAAAGACAUUGUCUCAGGUUUGUCUAAGAUGGGUGUUCGAGCAAGGUGUAAGUUUAGUAGUCAAAAGUUUCAAUAAGAAAAGAAUGAAAGAAAAUUUGAAGAUAUAUGAGUGGAAGCUGAAUGAAGAAGAUUUGCAGAAGAUUGAUCAAAUUCCUCAAGAGAGAGGUAAUCCUGCAAAUUUAUUUGUUACAGAAAAAGGCCCAUAUAAGACCUUGUUCGACCUUUGGGAUGGAGAGAUUUAAUAUUUGUGUAAUAUCAAUUUUAUUGAAAAAUUAUAUAGUCAAAAGAAACAAUUGUAUUGUAAUUUUUAUUACAUGAGAGUGUUGAUGUGUGUUUAAAACCAACUUUAAUUAGCAUUUGAAAAAACUAUUUUGUAUCCUAA